UUUAGGUAACUUGGUGUUGGCAUUUGGGGUUAGGGUGGGAUUAAGGGAGAGGGGAUAGGGUUGGUGUUUGGUGAAGGAUUUGUGUUUAGAGCAAUGGCAACAGCCAAAAAAAGAAAGACUUCCCCUAUCUGGGAAUAUUUCGAGCUUAUACGUACCAAUGUAUGUAUGCUUUUCUAAAAAAAAACAUCAGUUUUUGCUUAAACUUAUUUUGUUCUUGUAUGUAAUUUCUUAAUUUCAUAUAACUUUAUUCAGAAGGUGAGAUGCUUGGUGUGUGACAAGGAACUUGUGUAUGGAAACAGCACAUCAUCCAUGCUAAGGCAUUUCAGAGCUUUACAUGAGACUGCACAGCCCCAGAACAAUCCUACAAGCACACAAACAUCUCGCAAGCAAAUGGUUGAUGAGGCAUUGGUCAACAUGGUCAUAAAAGACUCUCAGCCAUUUUCAGUGGUUGAGGAUGAGGGUUUCAGGGGCCUCAUCCAUGCCCUUGAUCCUUCCUAUAUAAUCCCAAACAGACAGGCUUUAAAGAAAAUGGUGGCUUUAAAAUAUGAAGAAGCAAAGAGGAAAGCCAAGGCUGAGAUGGAAAAAGCAACUGCUGUGUCUCUAACAUCAGAUAUGUGGACUUCUAUCAACACAGAUGCAUAUCUUGCAAUAACCUGCCAUUACAUUGAUGACAGUGAUAAGAUGAAUACAGUGUUGUUGGAUGUUGAGAAGUUCCCAGACAGACACACAGCGGAAAAUAUGGCCCUGGUGAAAAAGAAUGUCAUGAUGGAGUGGGCAAUCAAGGACAAGGUGAAGUGUCUUGUCACAGAUGCGGCAGCAAACAUGAUUGCUUGUGCAAAAAUUCUGCAAGUGAGACAUUCAGUGUGCAUUGCACAUGCACUUAACACCAUGGUUAAAAAGUCUUUUGAUCAGGUACCAGCUCUGUGUGACAUUCGAAACAAAGCUAAAAAAGUGGUCACCUAUUUUCGAAGCAGCACCUCUGCUAAAGAAAUGUUGACCCAGGUGCAGAAAGAGAUGAACAGUAAUCUAGUGAAUGAUGUGGAAACACGCUGGAACAGCACUUUACACAUGCUUCAACGGCUGCAUGAGGAAAGGCAAACUGUGGAAGCAUCCCUUGCAUCACUUAAAACUGAUAUAGCUCCACUUCAUGCACAGGACUAUGAAGCCAUACAGCAAAUUCUGUGUGUUCUUGCCCCAUUCCACCUAGCCACAGUAGAGCUGUCCGAGGAAAAACGAGUGUCUGGCUCCAAAGUAAUUCCUUUGCUAAAAAUGAUUCACUAUUCAUUACUGGUAAAUCAUUGUAUAUUUCAUAAGUUAACAUUGGCCAUUGCAAAGGAAUUAACAGACAACCUCAUCAGGCGUCUGAGGGAACAUAUCUGGAAUAUGGAGUCGCUCAGCAUAAUGACCAUGGCAACUCUGCUGGACCCAAGGUUUAAAACUUUGGGUUUCCUUAACCACACUAAAAUGACAGAGGCUGUCAAACGGCUAAAAGCAGAAUGUGCUAAUGUCAUUAGGGCCGAAGAUGAAAGACCGUCCACAUCAUCAAGCACUCAGUCAACAGAAGCACCAUCAUCAACCCAACAGCCCACACCAAGCUCAAUCCCUCCAGAAACACGGGCGGCCUGGCCAGUUUGUCAGCCUCCGUCUUCCUCCACAUACCCUCCAGUGAAUUGUUCCCUGUGUCCUGCUGGACCCACAUACCUCCGUUGGGUCCAGAGGGCCGAAGAAGAGGAGGAGGAGGAAGAAGCCGGCCUGUCUCGAACCCGCUCCAGCCCUCGCCGAGCCAGAUUCUCCAGUCUCCGCCGAGCCAGAUUCUCCAGUCUCCGCAGAGCCCACUUCAAUACCAGUGGGGCUUCUUAUUGUGUAUGA
Messenger RNA from Megalobrama amblycephala (Wuchang bream), 1869 nucleotides. RefSeq names its product zinc finger BED domain-containing protein 4-like. The record is from RefSeq and is a predicted model, not a curated record. NCBI's taxonomy places the organism in Eukaryota, Metazoa, Chordata, Actinopteri, Cypriniformes, Xenocyprididae. The transcript is spliced from 5 exons. The coding region runs from base 310 to 1869 and encodes 519 amino acids.